AUGGUUCAAACGCUAAAGAGUCUUUUUGCAGAGAACAUGAUAAUACAAGCAGUAUCAGCUCUUGGCCCUGUAUUACUCGGAGACUACGAAAUAUUCGAAUUAUUUGGAGUUGACGGUCAAAGAAUUUUUGCUGACCAAGCAUUCGCUGAUUUUACAAAAGAUCCCCCAAAAUUCCUUGAAUUUGAAUACGCGUGUUCAGUCUACAGCAUUUUACUCAAAAAAUACAAGAAUACAGAUUAUUACAAUUUAAUAUGCGACAGAAUCAAAGAAGUAAGUUCUAGAACUCUUCCGUUACACUUCAACAGACUCUUACUACAGUUAUCUCUAUCUCUUGAUGACAUUUUCAAAGACAAAACAGAAAGUGAUUCAUUAAAAUCGGCACAACUUCUUGCUUUAGGUAAAUUCAUCAGCGCAAACCAAGAUACAGUUGAUUACGAUAAAGCCAUUGACCUCUUCAUCCAGUUUGAGAACUCAGAAAAUGAUGUUUACUGUUCAUAUGUCGAAGGAUUCGCGAGUUGUGUCAAUUCAUUCCUUAGAUAUUACAAAGGUGACAAACACAUACGAGUUCUAUUGAACAUUCUGAAGAAAAACAACAAGAACUGGGUACAGGACAUGGAGGUCUCAAACUUGAUAUCGGUAAUCGACCACAGAAUUGCUGAAUCGAUGAUUCCUGCUUUACUCGGAAUAGAAGUUGAUCGAUUACUUUCUUUUUCUUUGUCUCCAAACACGAAAUUAUCAGAAGCUGCCAUGAACUCAUUGAAUACGAUCACUUCUUAUAAGACAAUUGGGUCAUUGCUGUACAAAAUAUCACUUUCUAACUGGUCAGAUGACUUCGUUGUCGCUAGAAGAUUCCAAUUAUUAUCAAUUCUCGCUUCAUCAUUCGAUGUUGAAGAAUUUAAGACAUUUAUUCCAAUAGCUUAUGAAUGUAUCUUGUAUUGCGAGUCAAUGGCUUCUAUUUCCAUGACUUUCCACUUUUUGAAGUAUAUUAAGAUAGACUACAUCACUCCUGAGAUAAGGGAAUACUGUUUUGAAUUCCUGAUAAACUCUUACGGCAACUUUACUCAGAUUCCUCUCUACAUUAGAAAUACAAACAGAAAUACCACGUGUCCGCCAUCGACAUUGUUGGAGUCUUAUGAUACAGAUAUUGUCAACCAUCCAGAGAUACACCAUAAAAUUGUUCUUGGACCAACAAAAAGCUGUUUUGAAUUUAUUUGUAAAAUUCCUCCAGAAAUUUUAGAAGAUACAUACACAUUGUUCUGGAUAUGCAUGGCAAUGAUCCCUAUUUUCGAUAAUGACGCUCUAGAAAAGGCAAUUUCAACAAAUGUGACUUUAAUUACAACAGAUACUGAACUUUGGUCAUCGGUCAUCAACACGUUCUUAUAUACAUCAGAUAACAAAGUCGCAGCAACCUGUUGCAAACUUUUGCUGAAACAAAAUGCAAAAUUCCAAAUGAAGUACAAAUUGUCAUCGAAAAGUACUUAA
Molecule: messenger RNA, 1482 nt
Organism: Trichomonas vaginalis G3
Lineage: Eukaryota; Parabasalia; Trichomonadida; Trichomonadidae
Product: armadillo (ARM) repeat-containing protein family
Exons: 1
Coding region: 1-1482 (493 amino acids)
Source: RefSeq, a predicted model, not a curated record